Messenger RNA from Monodelphis domestica (gray short-tailed opossum), 735 nucleotides. Lineage: Eukaryota; Metazoa; Chordata; Mammalia; Didelphimorphia; Didelphidae. The record is from RefSeq and is a predicted model, not a curated record.
CAUUACUCUGGUAAAGCCAGACCAGACCAGACAGGGAGAGGAGAGGUAAGGUGGCCCUUGACCUCCACGCGCGUUCGUGGGCACCAAAGAUGCAGGGGCUCCUUGCUGCUCAGGCCCAGAACCGAAACAAAAACAGGCAACAGAGUCCAAGUCAAAGCCGCAGUCGAAGCCGAAGCCAGAGCUGGAGCCACAGUCCCAGCCAUAGCCGCAGUAGGAGCCACAGUCCAAGCGCCAGUCCGAGCCCUAGUCCACCCAGGACUCAUAACAGGACCGCACACUCCAGUAAUCAUCACUCCUCAUCCCACGCCCGACCCCAUACUCACUCCCACUAUUCCCAUAACUCCAACCAUCAUCACUCCAACAGUUGUCCUAAAAGAAGGAAGGCAACAGGGGUAGCAAAAAGGAAGGCCAAGAAAGGCCGGUCAACAUAUGGAAGGAAAAAACGAGCAGGGAGGAGAAGAAAAUGAUAGCUCUCCACCCCCUACCCCCUGGGGGUCUGUUCCUGUGCCAUGGCUUUGACUUACCCGGAGGAACAAAACAACUUGAAAGCUAGGAAGGAAGAAAACAAGAACUUUUUACAGGAACACACAUCAAUGGUGAUUUCUACACAACAUCUUAAAAAAGAAAAAUGGAAAAUGGAAGGCUAGCCUCCCACUCUGGCAUUUCACUUCAUCCCAAGAAGAUAAUAAAGGUCACCUGUUGUGAAACUAAUAAAAUCACCAUUUUGUUGUUGAA